Molecule: messenger RNA, 2983 nt
Organism: Cuscuta epithymum
Lineage: Eukaryota; Viridiplantae; Streptophyta; Magnoliopsida; Solanales; Convolvulaceae
Source: the annotation of a GenBank genome assembly
UUUGUCAUAAUAUCAAACAUUCAAACCCCAUGCCUCUACGAGGCUGCCGUGUACUCAAAGCCAUCUUUCUUUCUGAGUUCCGAGCUAGCUCAUCGUUGUCCGUAUAUGUUUCCGUAAGAAAUGAAGACUAAUCUCUCUCAAAAUUAGUCGAUUUCACAGCGUUUUCUACUCCGAUUGACCGGCCGAAUAACCUCGAUAUGAUUUCCUCCUUUUUGGCUCAAGAAAUCAUACGAUUCUCUCAGAUCUGUACAAACCGUAUAUAUCCCGCAAUUCACUUUUAAUUUUCAGAAUUGCGCGUUUUCCGUUCUCUUUAAUCUUUAAUUGUAUUCUUCUAGCAUUUGAAACGUGAAACAGAAAAUUCCUCUGCACAUAAUCGUCACAAUUCUCAACCUAGGGAUUCCUUGGGGUGUGAAAAGGCUGGGUUUGCUUCAUUUCAAUUCAUCUGAAAGUUGAGCUUCGAUCUGGUGAGUCGAUGGCGGUUCCGACGAUGGCACUGUACGCAAGCCCGGCGAGUAACGUGUGUUCGACGCCGUAUUCCAGUCAAAUCAACUCGCACGACUUCGAUUUAAACGGCAGGCCAUCGCCGUCGACGUCGCAGAAACCAGUCGUCGGGGGGUUGUCGUGUUUAUUCUCCUCACAAUCGGUGAAACACGGGUGUGCUUCUUCGAGUUAUUCAAGCGGAGCAGAGGAUUUGGGAUCUCUGAGGCACGACAGAGGCGAGGAAUUAAGCAGCUCUUUUCAGUGCUCGUCUCUGAGCUCAUCAUCGUUGAAGCUAGAUUAUGCUCAUCAGAGCCCUAUUUCCGUGCUUCAAGGUCCGGGGAGCAGUGGUAGUGUAGGGAUCGGGUCUUGUUCUAAGAGUCACUCUAAAAGGUUUGUUGGAGAUUUCUGCUCAAUUCGUUAUGGAAGUAGUAACUUGUUUAAUAGGUUUGUUAGACACGCAUUGGGUUCUUGCGUGGACUAUAUUCAGGAUUUGGAUUCUCCUCCUCCUGGUCAUCUAGAUGAACUACCAUUUAAUAUGGACGAUAGCUUUGGUAAUUCCAAUAUGGAGCCCUAUGCUAAAGAGUUGCUUUUGGUUGCACAAACAAGGCAUGAGAUAUUCCAUGAAGAUCUUGUUGUCAAAGCUUUUUGUGAGGCAGAGAAUGCUCACAGAGGCCAGGUAAGAGCUAGUGGAGAUCCUUAUUUUCAGCAUUGCAUCGAAACUGCUAUAUUGCUGGCAAUGAUAGGUGCCAACUCAACUGUUGUUGCGGCAGGUCUUCUACACGACACACUUGAUGAUACAUUCAUGACAUAUGACUACAUAUUUCGGAUAUUUGGAGCUGGGGUUGCUGAUUUGAUUGAAGGGGUUUCAAAGCUUAGUCAAUUGAGCAAACUUGCACGGGAGAAUGACACGGCAAAUAAAGUUGUUGAGGCAGAUAGAUUGCACACAAUGUUCCUUGCAAUGGCAGAUGCCAGGGCAGUUCUCAUAAAACUGGCUGACCGGCUACAUAAUAUGAUGACCUUGGAUGCUCUAACUCCGAUAAAGCAGCAGAGGUUUGCCAAGGAAACGUUGGAAAUAUUUGUCCCGCUGGCCAACCGAUUAGGUAUCUCUAGUUGGAAAGAACAGCUUGAGAAUCUCUGUUUCAAGUAUCUUAAUCCUGUUCAACACAAGGAGCUGUCUUCAAAACUCUUAAAGUCCUUUAACGAGGCCUUAGUUACUUCUGCUGUUGAAAGAUUGGAACAUGCAUUGAAGGAUGAAGACAUUUGUUAUCAUGCUCUCUCAGCGAGGCACAAAAGCUUAUACAGCAUCCACCGCAAGAUGUUAAAAAAGAAGCUCAAUAUGGAUGAAAUUCACGAUAUUCGUGGGCUGAGGUUAAUUGUUGAAAACAAGGAAGACUGCUACAAAGCUGCCACGAUUGUCCACCAGCUAUGGCCUGAAGUACCUGGAAAGUUUAAGGAUUACAUUCUUCAUCCCAAACUCAAUGGGUAUCAGUCUCUACACAUGGUAGUUUAUGGGGAAGGAAGGUUGCCAUUUGAAGUCCAGAUUCGAACGAGGGAGAUGCACUUGCAAGCAGAGUGUGGUUUUGCAGCUCAUUGGAGAUACAAGGAGGGAGAUUGCAAACAUUCUUCCUUUGUGCUUCAGAUGGUUGAGUGGGCCCGAUGGGUUGUUACCUGGCAGUGUGAAACAAUGAGGAAAAACCAUUCUGAAUCCAUCAAACCACCAUGCACGUUUCCUUCUCAUUCUGAGGAUUGCCCAUACUCCUUUAUACCCGAUCGUGGGCAUGAUGGACCAGUUUAUGUGAUAAUGAUUGAGAAUGAGAAGAUGUCCGUCCAAGAAUUUGCUGCAAAUUCAACCGUUAUGGAUCUGUUGGAGAAAGCGGUUCGCGGGUGUGGUCGAUGGAUGAUGCCUUAUGGGUUUCCGGUGAAGGAAGAGUUAAGGCCACGGUUAAACCAUAAGCCAAUUAUGGACCCCACAUGCAAGCUGAGAAUGGGGGAUGUCAUAGAACUAACCCCGUCCAUAUCUCAUAAAUCCCUAAUAGAAUACAGGGACGAGAUCAAGCGUAUGUAUGACAGAGGUCCAAAUGUGGCGACUUCUGGCUCAACCAUGGCUGGUUCAAGAAGUUGACCAUAAAUUCCUCUUCUUCUACUCAUGAUGUGGAAUUGUAGCAAGUAUGUCAUAAUCAUGUAUGUAUAUAAACUGUAAACGGUAAACCACUUGUACAUAGGUGUGCAUAAUGUUAUUAACAUAUAUAAUAUAUAUGGUAAGUGGAUUUAGAAAUGCUCUGGUUCAUGCACUACAUUUCUUAUAGCGUCUAUUGGUUAGAGUUGUCCCAAGUAACUCUUUGUUUUGAGAUAAUCUUGUUGCUGCUAUUGAGAUAUUACAAGAAUGUGAAGUGUUUUGUUGGAACUUGGAACUCUAUGGACGUCUCAUAUUAAUGGGUUUGGUUCCCAAAAAGGAGAACCGUUCUGGCAAUACUUUUGAAUGUACAUUCUUCAAGUCUUGAAG